GACCGGACGAGCUUCUCCCUGCAUCAGAGAGCUGCAGGUGACUCGCUCCAUCACACCCCAACGUCUCCUUCUCCUCCACUCCGCUGAGCUUCCUCCCCAGGGUAGAAGAAGAAGAAGAAGAAGAAGAAGAAGAUGCCCCUCCAGUCCACGCUGUCCGGCCGGAGCUCCAACUCCACCCAGGCCGUGGACACCCAGUCGGACGGGAAGUCGUUUGAGCAGCUGAGGCAGGAAUGUCUGCAGAAGGGCGUCCUGUUCGAGGACCCCGACUUCCCUGCCGUCGACUCCUCGCUCUUCUACAGCCAGAGCGUUCCCGUCAACAUUGAAUGGAAGAGGCCCAAGGAGAUCUGCGACAACCCAAAGUUCAUCGUGGGUGAUGCCAACAGGACGGACAUCUGCCAGGGACAGCUGGGGGACUGCUGGCUCCUGGCAGCCAUCGCAUCCCUGACUCUGAAGAAAGACACGCUGGCCCGAGUCGUCCCCCAUGACCAGGACUUCGACCGCAGAUACGCCGGCAUCUUUCACUUCCAGUUCUGGCAACACAACCAGUGGCUGGACGUGGUGGUGGACGACAGACUGCCGUCAGUGAGAGAUCAGCUCAUCCUCGUUCACUCCGCCUCCAACAACGAGUUCUGGAGCGCCCUCCUGGAGAAGGCCUACGCCAAACUGCACGGCAGCUACGAGUCCCUGAAGGGCGGCAGCACGAUGGAGGCCAUGGAGGACUUCACCGGCGGCGUUGGGGAAGUGUACGAAACCAAGAACGCUCCCAACAACCUGUUCUCCAUCAUGAAGAAGGCCCUGGACCGAGGCUCCAUGAUGGGCUGCUCCAUCGACAUCAGCAGCUCUGCCGAGUCCGAGGCCAAGACGAGCACCGGCCUGGUGAAGGGACACGCGUACUCCAUCACAGGCGUGGAGGAGGUGAAUUACCGAGGACAGAAAGUCCAGCUGAUCCGGAUCAGAAACCCCUGGGGUCAGGUGGAGUGGAACGGCCCCUGGAGUGACGACUCCAGAGAGUGGAGCUAUGUGGACAAAGCAGAGAAGAAUCGUAUCAUGCAGAAUUCAUCAGAUGACGGUGAAUUCUGGAUGGAGUUUGAGGACUUCAAGAGGAACUACGACAAGGCUGAGAUCUGCAACAUGACCCCGGACGCCCUGACCGACAACACCAAGCGCCACUGGGAGGUCAGCAUGUUCCAGGGAAACUGGAUCCGCGGCUCCACCGCUGGAGGCUGCAGGAACUACAUCGACACGUUUUGGACCAACCCGCAGUACAAGCUGGAGCUGGAGGACGCUGACGAUGAGGAUGACGUGUGCAGCGUGGUCAUCGCUCUGAUGCAGAAGAACAGACGGAAGCUGAGGAAGGAAGGUCUGGACCUGGAGACCAUCGGCUUCGCUGUGUACGAG
Paralichthys olivaceus (Japanese flounder) is the source of this 1398-nucleotide messenger RNA. The record is from RefSeq and is a predicted model, not a curated record. NCBI's taxonomy places the organism in Eukaryota, Metazoa, Chordata, Actinopteri, Pleuronectiformes, Paralichthyidae.